AUGGCGGCCCCGACGUUUACUGCGAGGUUAUACUCCCUGUUGUUCCGCAGGACCUCCACUUUCGCCCUCACCAUCGCCGUGGGCGCUUUGUUCUUCGAGCGCGCCUUCGACCAAGGCGCGGACGCGAUCUACGAACACAUCAACGAGGGGAGCUGUCUGACCUUACGGCCCAGGAAGACUCUGCCCACUAAUGCUGUCCGCCUGUGGCCUGGACAACUUUCUGUCCCUAUGAAAGUGUUGCCACUGUUCCAUCUCCUGAAAGCAGUUCUGCUGGCCAUUUUCAAUGUUUGGGAACAGCAUUUAAGUAUGCUAUCAAAACAUCAAUCUGUGCUUUUAGGAAUGAGAAUCCAACUAGCUCCUGACCCAAGAAUAAUAUGUUUAAGGAACUAAAAAAUGAUACAGUGUGAAUUAUUUGGGCCUAUGCAUUUAGAUCUCUUGAAUAAUACCUGGGAGUUAAGGAAAUAAGGCAUCUUCUGGGCUCUGUUCCUUAAUUGUGUACUUUUGAGCAGUUACCUCAAUUUCCUGUAAAAGAAGGAUCAUCCUCCCCCACUUAAUUUUACAUGGCAAUUGAUAACAUCAACGCAUUUUGCAAGUGUUGGGAAUGUGCGUCAAGCCUAGCGUUGCUUCCGUUUUGCCCACCCCAACUGUCCAGACGUGGUAUAUGUUUUUCUCAAGCUUGUUUUAGAGACCAGGACAGUGGGAGUAGCUGCAAAAUGAGAGAAACAAAACUAAAAGUUUGUGACUUUU
Molecule: messenger RNA, 747 nt
Organism: Acinonyx jubatus (cheetah)
Lineage: Eukaryota; Metazoa; Chordata; Mammalia; Carnivora; Felidae
Product: cytochrome b-c1 complex subunit 9
Exons: 2
Coding region: 1-390 (129 amino acids)
Biological process (GO): mitochondrial electron transport, ubiquinol to cytochrome c
Source: RefSeq, a predicted model, not a curated record